This is a messenger RNA of Leptosia nina, 1797 nucleotides long. Lineage: Eukaryota; Metazoa; Arthropoda; Insecta; Lepidoptera; Pieridae. The record is from the annotation of a GenBank genome assembly.
AUGGUAAGAAAUUUUUGGAGUUAUUUUUGUAGGGGCCGCAGGAAAAAGUUCUACAGUCUUUUAUUACUUUUUCUAGUAUUAUUAAAUGCUAUGUUUUAUGUAAGCUUUUUAUUAUACACAACUAUUCAGAAGAGGAAUAAGAAAGCUUGGCAUGAGAGAUUACAGUUUGAUCAAGACUCAUAUGUUGAUAACAGUGGAAUGAGAGUUGUUGUUGGACACUAUGUUGGUGGAAAUUCUGGAGGGAAUUUAAGUGAUGAUACUAUUAAUAGCAACAAUUACGCACCCAUAUCUGGUGCAGGAGAAGGUGGUAGACCAGUCCAACUGUCACCGAGAGAAGUUAUUACAGCUCGGGAGCUGUACCCACUACAUUCAUAUAAUAUACUUGUUAGUGAUAGAAUAUCAAUUAAUAGAAGCUUGCCAGAUAUGAGAAGUGAGAGUUGCAGGAAUGUGCAAUAUGAUAUAGAAAAUCUACCAACUGCUACUGUAAUAAUAGUUUUUCAUAAUGAAGCAUGGUCUACGCUUAUGAGAACCUUGAUGUCUGUUUUAUUAAGGUCCCCAGAAGUAUUAUUGAAACAAAUUAUUUUAGUAGACGAUGCGAGCGAGAGAAAAUAUCUCGGGAAAGAACUAGAGAAUGCCAUUGUAAACUUGGGAAAGGUACAAAUCUUGCGAAGUGCGAAUAGGACGGGAUUGGUUGGUGCGAGGCUCAUGGGUGCUAGAGCCGCGACUGGCAAUGUGCUAGUGUUUCUUGAUGCUCAUUGUGAGGUAACGCAAGGCUGGCUGGAGCCUCUGUUAGACCGGGCCGGAAGCGACGACGUAUUCAUUUGUCCACACAUAGACCUUUUGUCUGACGAUACGCUGGCAUACACAAAGAGCAUCGACGCCCACUGGGGCGCGUUUAGUUGGCGACUUCACUUCCGGUGGCUUAUGCCCAGCAAAGAAGUCAUGUUGACCAAAACGGAAAACCCCUCCAAACCCUAUCCGACCCCAGCCAUGGCUGGAGGUCUCUUUGCCGUCCGAAAGAGUCUUUUCUGGAGAUUGGGGGGUUAUGAUGAAAAUAUGACAAUUUGGGGGGCGGAAAACCUAGAACUGUCAUGGCGGGCUUGGCAGUGUGGUGCGCGGGUGGAGAUUACGCCGUGUUCGCGAGUCGGUCAUAUAUUUAGAAGGCACAGUCCUUAUAAGUACCCCGGAGGGGUUGCCAAGGUUUUGAACUCAAAUCUGGCGCGCGCUGCGUCUGUCUGGAUGGACGAGUGGGCAGAUUUCUUCUUCAAAUUUAACCCGUCUAUUGCAGCGAUACGAGAUCAACAAAGUGUCGCGGCUAGAAUAGAACUCAGGAAGAAUUUACAGUGCAAAAGCUUUAAAUGGUAUUUGGAUAACGUGUGGCCUCAACAUUUCUUCCCGGCUGAUGACAGGUGGUUUGGUCGGAUACGUAAUGAAAAAGGUAGUUGCCUCGGGGUUGUCUCUGGUACUCCGGGGCUCGGAGGACCAGCGGCUGGUGUAGGUUGUGGAGGUGACCUGGAUGUAGAACGAUUACUUGUCUACACCCCGGAUGGUAGGAUCAUGGCUGAUGAAGGAUUAUGUUUACAGCAAGGCAACGGUAGGGCGGUAUGGAAAAGUUGUAACGACAGUAAAAAGCAAAUAUGGAACCAGAAAGGACCUCGAUUGAAGACGCAGGAUGGGUUAUGUCUGACUCAGUUAAUAAGUGACAGCAAAGACGGAAUCAAUGACCCUUUGACAGCAAAGAGGUGCGUCAACGACAACGGCCAGAUUUGGCAUUUUGAACGUGUGCCUUGGCGGUGA